This is a messenger RNA of Ixodes scapularis (black-legged tick), 9077 nucleotides long. Its product is annotated as protein SCAI. Bases 195 to 2129 code for a protein of 644 amino acids. Gene Ontology annotation, molecular function: transcription corepressor activity. Gene Ontology annotation, biological process: DNA-templated transcription. The record is from RefSeq and is a predicted model, not a curated record. Gene Ontology annotation, cellular component: nucleus. The transcript has 14 exons. Lineage: Eukaryota; Metazoa; Arthropoda; Arachnida; Ixodida; Ixodidae.
AGCGGCCUCUGCAGUUUUUGUUAUUGCUUGUUAUGCGUGGACACCGGCGGUGAAGAAACCUACCUGGGAUCCCGUUGUUCUCAUGAAGAGAGCCACUAUAUUUUCCUACCGAUAGCUCGUAGCGUAGUGGGAGCGCCGGAAACUCCGGGAGCAAGCCAGGAGCGCGCGCGUGGGUGGGAACGACCCCGCCGUUGAUGCAGAAAGGGAGCGCACUGCACUACGAUCGCUUGGACCAUGUGAAGCGACCUGCGUCCGGAGGUCCUGAAGAUUUGGGACAGCAUGCGCCUCGAAGGAUGGCCAUUAUGAGUGAGAUCGAGGAACAGGAACGCAAAAUAGUUAACGAAUUCUGUCACUUGCUCGAGAAGUCCAAGCAACUCUUCAAUGGGUUGAGGGACCUGCCACAGUAUGGACACAAGCAGUGGCAGGCGUACUUUGGGAGAACGUUCGACGUGUACACCAAGUUAUGGAAAUUUCAGCAGCAACAUAGGCAAAUUUUGGACAUUAAAUACGGUCUGAAACGAUGGCAAAUCGGGGAGAUUGCAUCCAAGAUUGGGCAACUUUACUACCACUAUUACCUGCGUACGAGCGAGACCAACUAUCUCAACGAGGCAUUCUCAUUCUACGCGGCCAUCCGAGCCCGAGGCUACUAUUCCAAGGCGAGCAAGGAGGAGAGCCUACCCUACUCGCACCGGUCAGACCUGAUGGUCAAGAAGCUUCGGUAUUAUGCACGCUUCAUUGUUGUGUGCCUCCUGCUCAAGAAGAUGAAGCUGGUGCGGGACCUAGUGAGGGAGCUUGCCAAGCAGAUCGAUGACUACACUGCCACAUACGAGCCGGAAGAUCAGCUGGAAUGGUCCCUCGUCCUGGGCGAGAUCAAGUCCUUCAUCGACGCGGACAACCUGGUGAACGUGGUGGACCUGGACUCGUCGUCGAUAGUGCUGUCCCACCGCCUGAGUCCGCUCAACACCCCGCCCAUGGAAAAGGUGCCCUCAAGCCACCUCAGCCUGCAGGAGAUCCUCAUCAUCGGCAACUGCUGCGACCAGACGGGUGGUGGCACUGCCCAGGUGAAGUUCAGCGAGCUGACGCUGGACAUGUUCCGGAUGCUGCAAACCCUGGAGCGGGAACCCCAGGAGGACGCCACCCAGCUGUACGACGCUUCCCCCGCUCCGGGGAGGGUGCCCUUCCCGGAGAAUGGGGGCACUGGGGACGGGCGCCCGGGCAAGCGUGAGAACCCGCACAAGUACCUGCUGUACAAGCCCAGCUUCAGCCAGCUCUUCGUCUUCCUGGCCUCGGGCUUCAAGGAGCUGCCUCCCAACGGGGUGCUGCUGCUAUACGUGUCGGCUGACGGGAGUUUUCCAAACGCCAAGCAGCCCGAGGACGUGGGAUACGACUACGGCGGAGUGACCACCAACAGCAAGCGGGAGCCGGAUCAUUCCAACAAGCGCAACAUUCAGCUGAAAGACCUGCACUGCCUGUACCCGGGCGACCUGUACCCGUACACGCGCAAGCCCCUGUUCCUCAUCAUGGACAGCGACAACAGCCACGUGUUCCAGCACAUGCCCCGGUUCUUCGGGCAGCCCCUGGUGGCACUCAUGUCGCCCGAGGAUGUGCCACCCGCCUUUCACGACCAGCAGCACAAGGGCAACCUGCUGACGCUGUUCCUGCACAGCCCGCUGACAGCGCUGUGCUUCGUGUGCCACGUGGUGGACGUGCCGGUGUCCCUCUGGGACAAGGCCCAGGGACACCUGAACCGCUUCAUGGCCGAGGCCAGUCGCGUGCUCAUACGCUCCCGCAGCAUAGACCCCGCUUACUUGCAAUUCUACGGUGAUGACUUCCUAAGGUUGUUGAUGCUGAGGUUCAUCUUCUGUCAUGUUGUCCUAAAGCUACAUCGAAUGUUCAAGAUUAAGUAUUCGGUGGGGGACCCUGAGAACUUGUAUCAGAGGAUGCCUCAGGCAGCCAUGGGCACGCCUCCCUACCUGAGCCUGCCGGGCUCCAACUAUCUUCCCCGGUCGCACCCCCCGAUCCCGGAGAGCGAGGUGCUGGACCACCCAGCCCUGCAGCGCACGGUGCUGGAGUUGGCCGGGGUGCUGGACGUGCGCUCCCUCUUCUCGGACCUGGAUGAGGCCGACUGACAGGCGGUCAUGUUCACCCUGGCCUGAGGGCCCUGCCUCCUCCCCUCGACACGCCUCCCUCUCUCCUCGGUUCUUCUCUGCGCCCCCGACCCGCGCCGAACUCCCUUCGUCCGUUCUUUCGUUGCCACGCCGCUUGCACGACUGGCGCCACUGGGACGACGAGGCCCGCUUCUUGUUCCAGUUCAGUUGGCAGACGGUCGAGAGACGGAAGACGCUGACGUUGGUCUUUGCCUCUACUUGCGUCGCAUUGCGCCGUCGUUGGCGCUUGUUCUGACAUUAUUUUGGAAUCCUGUCCGAAAUAACAAAAUAGAUUGUUGCAAAGACGCUGAUGAGAAGCGAGGUAGGACAACCGCUGGAAGGUCUAGGUUGUUUUGGGCUGCCCGAAAGGAAGACCCAGACGUGCUAUGAGACGGCAGCCACGACAGAAUCUGAAACAUUCGGAAGAUGUGGUCGAUUUUAUUUUAUAGUGAAAAUAUCUGAGGUGAUUUUAUUAAUCGUCUCAUUUAAAAUGUUGUAGCAUAACUGUAAAGCUACUAGAAAAGAAAGGAAGCUCGACAGUUGAUGUUUUGCUGCUUCUUUAGGCGUUACCACGAAAGGAAAAUGGCUGCCUCGGAACUUACAAUUCGGUCGUGUAACGCUGGACACAAAGGGCAAGCAGAGAAUACAAGAUUCAACCAGAGCUUACUUUCACUGUGGCACUUUGCCUCGCAAACCAGGCUUUCUCAUGUGACAGAUGAAAGUCCCCCGGAGCUUUACAUUAUUCCUUGUUGGAGGGCCAUCAGCUUCAAGCUAUUUUUUAAAAUGUCUCUGCCAGGGGCUUGACCAAGGAUGGGCUUAUUAGGCUUCACCCUCCACCCUCCAGAGUGUAAUCAACCUCAAAUGCUUAUGCAUAGUUGCAUAUAGUGCCAAUGCCCCUGCUCCCUAAAUCAUGGACAUCUCGCCCUCUCGAAACAAAUUCCUGGCUACGCCACUGGGCUCUGCUCAACUAAGCCUGCAUUGCAUAUAUCUCUGCGACGCAAGUGUCACUGCUCUGACAUUCUUAUUCUGUUCCAGUUUUGAACGUAACUUUUGUUUGUUCUACUGUCGAGACCGGUUAUAACAAAGUCGGUUAUAAUGAAAUAGCGGCUACAGCGAAGCGAUCGCGAUUGUCCAUUCCCUUUGCACUUCGUUAUAACCGAAGCCGGUUAUAACGAAAUAGCGGAUAUGGCGAAGUGAUUUCCGAUUCCCGUUGACUUCGUUAUAACUGGGCUUGACAGUACCAAGCUCUUUAACUACAAAGUGGCAUGCUGCAUUUUCCAUCAUUGAGAGUAGGUUACAUAUUUAAUGUUUUGGCAGUCUCUGAACUGCAAUAGCAAUGCUACACGAAGAUACCUCAAAUUGAAUCGCAAGUUGCACGAGUGGCGAACGUGCCCAACAUGGAUCAAAGGUUUUGAUUGUUUGUUCGCCAUUUCCCAUUCUACAGUCAAAAGAUUGCGUGCUGAGGUUUGUCACAUAUGCCUGGAAGAGGUAUUGUUCAACGGCCUGAUCUCUGAAUGUUAUUCGCAACAGCCUCCACUGCCAAAGGUCUAUGUAGAGGGCAAGUAUGUCUGCUUCUUGCGAAGGGGGUAGCGGUGACGUCGGAACGCUGAGCCCUGAUUGGCUGAUCGCGACCUCCUAUUUGAGCGUCGUCUGCUUCUUUGCAGCGUCGUCUGCUUGCAACGUCGUCUGCGUCUGUCUUACCUUUCCUGCAACUUUCAAAAGCGCAGGUCUUUACGAGCAAGCUCGACUUCGCUUUUCAGAGAGGGCAGACGAAAUAACUCGAGCGGUAUGUUGUUUUUGUCUAACAACUAGCAGAGUUGCAUCAAGGAGAGAAGUCAAAGGACUCACCGGCAAGGUGUCCCGAGGCGCCGAGGUUUAUUUGCUAAGAACGGAGAGUGAGGGUGGCUAGCAUCCGCAAGUUCCCACCCCAAAUACUUUUUCCCUCCUUUAGUGUGCGGCGAGACUCCUCACUCUUUAACGGCGUCGGCGGGUUGGCGAAGUUGGCGCAGUUAAUGUCACCUGCUUUAAGUCUGCUAGUCAAAGCGAUGGCUGCUUUACCUUUCCUGCGUCUGUUGGAGAUUCACCGCUCUCUAAAAGGCGUAGUCGAGCUCGCACGUAAAGACCUGCACUUCCGAAAGUCGCAGGAAAGGUAAGACAGACUCAGACGAAGUUGCGAGCAGACGACGUUGCAAAGCAACAGACGACUCUCAGAUAGGGGGUCGCGGUCAGCCAACCAAAGCUCGGCGUUCUGACAUCACCGUUACCCCCUGCGCAAGAAGCAGACGAACUUGCGCUCCGCAUAAAGAGAGAUUUAAUCUCGGCAGGUCGGCCACUUGGCCUGAAGGAGCACUUCUCAAGCUGUGGUCCACGACCCCCUGGGGACCUCGAGAGCGUUCAUUGGGGUCUGCGCAAAUUAAACUGUACCCACCCCCCCCUUGCCUUUGAGAUGGUCAGAGGGUCCAUGAUGGCCAAAAGUUUGAGAUCUUCUGGCCCAAGGCAGUUUUGAUUCCAAAUUAAUUAAGUAUCGGAUUCUAGACAAUUGCAUGCAUUCUGCCAACUUAUUGGAGUCAAUGAGGUGGCCAUGGGCUCUCUUCACUAAAUGGUUGGAGUUUGUUUUAAGCAUUAGUAUGCGAUGAAGUAAGACUUUGUGAUGUUGCGAGUAGAUGUUUUCUCAUAGAAAACAUCUGGGUAUGAGCGAUUUUUCCGCUGAGACUCUUCCUUCGUUCAAAUUUGAGCAAAGUCUAAUUGACUUCCUUUGCUAAUUUGGAAUUGCUGUUCUCUGGAGGCUGUUACCCCGAUCCAACAAAGAUCACCUUACAAGCGGGCCUUGUUGCCCUGGUGGCGUUGCCGUGGCAUGUGGGGGCCUAUGAUUUAGUCAACCCCGGAUCACCAAACUGUUACUCAAGUGCGAAACACUCUCAACCUCUGGGCCCGCAUUACUGGCAAGCCCUACAGCCUGCGAUCAAAUCGUAAUGGGUCGUUCUUUUGAAUUGGCUUUGGUGGUGGAGGUGGCCUGUUGCAAAGGCAUUUGAAUUACUGCCAUAUACUAUUGCCUACAGUCAGUGACAGGUUAUAAGUUCAGGGGAGACUCCUCCCAACUCUUUCCACUUUAGCAGAGAGAACGCAGGAGAGAAGGCAACCUCCUCCCAGCGUUCGGUUUGCUAUGGUGGAAAGCCGUAGGAGGAGGUUCCCCUGAACUCUCAACCUCUCACCAACUAGUAUAGACUCUAACAGACUUUUAUUUUCUUUUUUUUUUUUUUUUUUUUUUUUAAGUGGCAGUUUUUGUCUGUGUCAUGGAUUUCUCAGCACAUGUCUCGAGACCUCGAGCUGAUGUAAGAUAAGUAAUUGCAGUUCCGUCACAAUUACAAAAAAACAUUGACUUUUUUUUUAGCCCAUGACAAUGAAUUGGUGCCGCUACCACUGUCGCAUCGUCUUACUCAUAUUCUGUGUGAGCUCAACAUUUGGUGUAUUUUCUCGCACCGCUCGAAUACUCUUCCCAAACAAAAAUGUGGGCAGUUUAUAAGCGCGCCUCUUUCUGAAAUCGAGGUUGGAACAAAACUCUGAACUGUCGCAGCGUGGCCUAGUCAUCCGCUCGUCAUCCGCGGACCAUGCCUGGCGCAAACGGGCCUUUUUGACGACGCUCUCUUUCGGGUAUCUGUUGGGAGUGAAGGAGCUCUUGUUAGCCUGCCAUUUCGAAUGUUUCCCUUCAGAAAAGAAGGAACUGUUACAGAAUUUGUGAUACUACCACUAGUAUUUACGGGAACCGGCAAGUUCAUGGGUCAGUGCUCGGCCCCCACGACGGUCUCACUUCCGGGACAUCCUGCAUCUUUUUGUUUUUGUUAUUCAGCAUUCACAACUGGUCAGCGCACAUUCAGAUCCUGCAUGGCUUUUUACGCCCAUUCUCGAUUGCCUUUUCUAGUCCGAUUUUAUCCGUACUUCACACUCUUUCCUCUUUUAUUGUGUCCACGUAGAGUAAAUCUGUGUUACAAACUUUUUCCUUCAAACCCCAGCGCAAGCAUUGUGCGCGUCAAUGUCGUCUGUCGGCAGUUUUGCCCCGGGUAACGCAUUCUGUUGUCUUUUGCCAAUUCUCCGUGUUUUCGCGCUAAACGCACGCUCGUCCAUGAAGGUGCAGCUCGCCAUAUCAAGCGUAGUUCCGCGACACAUUGCCCAUUGCUUUCACGUGUUGUGGCGUUCUGUUUCAAAGUACAAAUAUUCUAUUCUUGUUACCCUUUUCAUUCCUUCCAUCUCGACUACCACUGCAUAUACUUCUAGCGAGGGGGACACAAAUAAGGAACAAGGACCUACUAGUCAUUUUACGAGCCACCGCUGUGUCCGAGUAUGUCUGCCGUAUGACUUCUAAGCUUUAAAGAGAAGGAAACGUCGCCUUCAAAGUGGCCAGCACAUUCCGACUUCACUUUGCUCUCCUAUAAUCACUAAGCAGCACCCAGGGGGCCUGGUGCGUCUGCAGCGAGUUAAAUUAAUAAAGUUCCACUAUAAUAGCCAUUCCAGCCAGAUCCUGCUUGAGGACGCCCAUGUAACCCCGUCAGUUUUAUUGCACUUGCCACUCUUUGGUUCUUUUUUUAUGCUUCCACGGCACGUCAAGGCCUGUCUGUCCAGUUAGUUGAAAUGGUACCAUUGUUCGUCGUUUACGCUAGGGCAAAUAUUUUGCAAAUUGCAGAUCUGCUUGGACCUGGUAAAAUUUGGGCUCUUGUGGUGGGAACUUGAGGGCAAAGCGAUGAAAUGGUUGGAAAAAGAUUUUCUCGGUGUCCGGUGCACCAUUUGUUCCGUUUGCAGUUUGCUGGUCUAUCUGUCUGCACAUGGAAGAUCGUCAGGAUGAAAGCUAAAAGUUCCUGUACUCGAGUGUCGGUACAGUUCUGUGAAAUCUAUGGCUGCGUCAGACUUAUCCGGAAGUACACUUGUUUAAAGCACUCUUAAUAUGAAUGUUUUUUUUUUUUUUGCUUUACUAUUUGGAAAGGAAGUGCACCAGGUUCUGUAAAAAUGGAAAGCUCAUCACGAAUAUUGGGGUAAUCAGCACGACAAGGAGAUUUACCCAAAAACCUUGACGACAAUUAUGGGAAUGCCGGGUUUUCCCUGGGCACAGUGCACCAGUGUGGCUAUAGUUAUUUAUUGCGUGCAAUAGCAGUUCUGUUCGUCAUUUUCACGUUGCACAUUUUAUCGAAGUGUUUAUUUGCAACAUGUUGUAUCAAGCUUCAGAUUUGUUUUUAGUGUCGCAUUUGUUUUUCCACUGUAUACAAAAUCGACACAAGUUUUGUGACAGAAGUGAAGAGAGAAAUUUACUAUGUUUGUUGUUACUUUGCUCCUGUAUACAGACAUGCAGUUCAUGCUGGCAUAGCCCUUAAUGUGGCUUUAUUUUAUGUAAAUGGAAGUAUGUUUUUAUUGUCUUUCAUCUUGUUUUAGUUUGAAUGCACGUCAUGCUCUUGUUCUACAUUGUCUUUGCACAUUUUUCAAUAUUCUUGUUAUUUCGAGAAAUGUUUUACAUAUUUAUGUGUCUAAAACUAGUCACCCUGGCUUAUGGUUUACCACUCAGAUUGUAUGUCGGUGGAAAUUAUUUCGCAUAUGGGACUGCCCCCGCCAUACUAAAUGAUGUCGCUUUAACAGCUUAGGCCAACAUUAAUCUUCAUAUUAUGGAAAUUCCUUUUUACAUGAUACAUACAAGAUAUAACCAACACCUCUGUCCAGUAGAAGACCCUGUAUACAUUGCAGGCAAGGGACAAAAUCGACUCACUGUUAGGGAGCUUUAAUAUAUGGCUACAUAUUAGAAGAGAUUUUUUUGUGCAGCAUUCCCGAUCGCCGCCGAAAUAUUAAAAAACUGCGUCGCAGGCGCAGGCACAAUACAAGACACCACUCGACACCGACUGCUCAGUGUUCCCAGCGGUGCGGAUUGGCGCCACCUUUAGACUUCUAACGUACACCGAUUUCAGAUUACAGGCAUCGCCACAUUUGUCCAAGCCCACCGCAGCCAGUGAGUUCAUCUCAGCGUGGUCCCGCCGGAUACCUCUCAUUAGACUCUGCGAGUAACCUCGCACAGACGACACGACAGGUAGCAUACUGGCGGGCGGCGUGCCGAUGGAGAUUUCCGUUGCAGCCUUAUCGAAACGAGGUAGAGUUUGAAACGCCGGGCAAGGACUUAAAAAACCAAACAGGAUGACCUCGAUUUUAUUGCUCAAUACGACUUGUGCGUGUCGGAGAAUCUCAACUCUUGCUCCUUAAUCCUAGUUAUGUUGGGUCUCUGUCCCGCCCCUCCCCCCGACGGCAGCAUCUUUUCCCCCAAUGGGUUUUUCGGUACCUCGCCACUGUACUCCAUCCGAUGGCCGGUCCCUUUUCCCCGUAGCCAACCUCUGGCGAGUAGUUUCCACGAAGAGGACUUUCACAUCUGUACUCAACCUAGAAAGGCACACGCACACACCCGCACCAAUGGGAGGAGGGGCUGCUCCAGCAGAGGCCCCCCCCAGUCCCGUUUCCUCCCGGUCUUUUCUCAAACCUUUGUGAAUAACAUUCUCUUUGCAUCACUCGCCGCGUACUCAAACACACUCACCCAAGAUGGAAGAACAUGGUUGUGGUUAAAUAAUAAAGUUCUAACAAAUAUUUAUUUCUUCACGACGAAAGUAGGGCUAGCUGUAUUCACCGGCAUCGGAACAGCCCUCCCCCGCUGGGCGGAGGCACGGGUCUCGCAGCGCGUACGUUGGGGUUCACGAAAACUACCGCAGUGGCUGUGCUGGACAGGGAGGGGAAGGGGACCAGCUCCCGUGUUGGCUUUCUGCUUGCAAGAGGUUUCGGACCGAAACACCGUUUUCUUGCGAGCUUGUACUUUGCCUUACCUCUCCAGUUGAAACUGCCCCCCGAUUCAUAGGAGGACAAAGUAGUUUUUUGAAACCUACUCUUAAUAAAAGGACUAUGUGAAAUUCCUCA